Messenger RNA from Fusarium venenatum, 174 nucleotides. The record is from RefSeq and is a predicted model, not a curated record. NCBI's taxonomy places the organism in Eukaryota, Fungi, Ascomycota, Sordariomycetes, Hypocreales, Nectriaceae.
AUGGGGCUUGGCUCUUUGUUGCUUGAUCUUCUCAAUGAGCGUCGUCAAUGUGCUGCAGACUGUCUUCUAGUUCAGGAAGUUGUUCGUCAUCAGCCCGUACAAAGAGGUGCUUCAGAAUGGGUCUUGCCUGUCAGAUCCAGACAGGCUCGACUAUUAACGACGCAUGAAGCAUAG